Paramuricea clavata is the source of this 7832-nucleotide messenger RNA. Lineage: Eukaryota; Metazoa; Cnidaria; Anthozoa; Malacalcyonacea; Plexauridae. The record is from the annotation of a GenBank genome assembly.
AUGUAUUGCCUUCGACAUACAAAGGGUUCAAAAGACCUCAAAUGUCGUUUUAACUAUCCAAUUGAUUGCUCUGAUAAAACAGAACUGACAGUUGAACAAAUGUAUACGAAAGACAGCAGUGUGCAUUUCAAAGCAAAAUUUAUUACAAAAAGGAAUGAUGAAAGGCUAAAUAACCAUCAACGAAUUCAGUUGCAAGGUUGGAGAGCGAAUUGUGACAUACAAGUCAUACUUGAUCACCAUGCCUGUGUCGAGUAUCUUUCAAAAUAUGCGGCCAAAGGUGAAUCGAGAUCAUUCUCACUUGAUGAUGCCUUUAACAAAGUUAUUAAUAGUGUAAAUUCUGAUGUUGAUUCAGCUAAAGCUGUCAAAAAGAUUAUGAUUAAGACUCUUGGAGAGCGUGAUAUAGGUGCUCAGGAAACGAUGCAUUUACUCCUAUCAUUAAAACUAUAUAUGUCAAGUUUUAAUGUUAUACCUGUAAAUUUAAAUCCAUCAAGAAGAGUGGAUACAAAAGUAAGCGAGUCUCAAUAUUGUACGAAAGAAUCCCUUUUGGAUGUGUAUGCAAAGCGUGCUGUCUAUCAAAAUUGACUUUGUACAACAGUUUAAAGUUGUUAAUCAAAAGCUUGAGAAUCAUGUACGUAACAUUGUUCCAAGAUUUUUCCCAAUUUACUCUUCUAAUCCUAGAGGUAAGAAUUACAGUUUGCAUUGCAGGUAUCAGUUGUUAAAAUACAAGCCCUGGAAGAACUCCUUUAAUGAUGCAUGGGGUAGUGAAAACCCUUCUGAUGACAUUUACAUUUCAGCUUGGCAUGAAUUUUUAAAUACAGCUUUUGCAAAGAAACAUGUUCCUAACUGGGCAGAAAAGCUAGAAAAGGGUCUAGAAUCUGUUGUUAAAAUCUCUGAUGAACUAAUAUUGGAUGAUAAUAUCUCGUUUUCACAAUGACAGUGCUGCCAACAAUGGGGAAACUGUUGAUCUAGAUCAGUAUAAUUGGUGUUUAGAUCGGGCUAAGUAUAGCGAACAACAAAUAGCGGAAAUGCCAAAAUGGAUUGAUACAAAAAAGAAUGAAAAUUCUGUCCAUUUACGUCAUUAUAUUCCAAUUGACACAACUUCAUUUAGUCAGGAGCAGAGGCUUGCACACAAUAUAACUGUUCAUCAUUCAACUUUGAAAUCGAAAGAAGCACUUCUUUUGAUUGUCACCGGACUUGCUGGAACUGGAAAGAGUUACCUCAUUAAUGCUGUACGAAACUACCUUGGAGAAAAAUGUGCUGUAACUGCAACUACAGGAAAAGCAUCUUAUGCUAUAUAUGGUGUAACAAUUCACUUGCUCUUAAGACUUCCUAUUGCAUGCAGUAGUCACAAAGAUUUGUCUGGGCAAUGCCUGCUUUACCUGCAAAAUAAUUUAGCAGAUAUUGAUUACAUAAUAAUUGAUGAAUACUCCAUGCUUGGCCAGAUCACAUUGGGAUGGAUUGACAGAAGAUGUCUGCAAAUAACAGGUUUAAAAGAAGAGAUCUUUGGUGGAAAAUCAAUCAUUUUGAUAGGUGACCCUGGUCAGUUACCACCAGUAGGUGACAAACCUUUAUAUCACUCUAAGCCAUCAGGUGACAUAGGACAACAGGGUUAUCUUGCCUAUCUUUUAUUUACCAAUGUAGUUGCUUUGAGAGUUAAUCAACGAGUAAAUGGUGAAAAUUCAGAACAAACUUCAUUUUGUGAUCUCUUGGGCAGGUUGCGGAUUGGUGAGUCAAAUAUUUCAGAUUGGAAAUGGUUACUUGAUAGACAACCGAGCUCUGUUACAAACAUUGAUGAGUUUGAAGAUGCUGUUAGGUUAUAUUAUAGUAAUAAGCAAGGUGCAGAAUACAAUUAUAAUAAACUUAAGCAACUGAACCAGCCUAUAGCCAUAAUAAAUGCUUGUCACUCUGGUAACCAGGCCAAACACAUAAGUCUGCAACAACUUUUCGGUUUACAACCAUGUCUAUAUAUUUCUAAAGGUGCUAAGGUCAUGUUGACAUUGAAUUUGUGGCCUUCUCUGGGCCUCUGUAAUGGAUCAACUGGUACUGUUGUAGACAUAAUUUAUGCUGUUAAUCACCAACCACCUGACUUACCCAUUGCUGUAAUUGUUCACUUUGAUAACUACAUUGGACCAGCCUUUGGAAACAUAGCGUCUUGUGUUCCUAUUGUUCCAUUUACCGCAAGUAAUAUUAGCAAUGGCACGAUAAAUGAAAGACAGCAAAUACCUUUAACUCUUGCAUGGGCUCUUACCAUACACAAAAGUCAGGGGAUGACGUUAAAAAAAGCUUGGGUUGAUAUUGGUCAGAAAGAGUCUGCACUUGGAAUCUCAUAUGUGGCUAUAAGUAGGGUUCCUAAUAUCUCUUCCUUAGUUAUUGAACCCACCAGCUUUAAUCGGCUUAGUGCUAUAAAGGAAUCGCAAACCCUAAAAUUUAGGAUUAUGGAAGAAAAGCGCCUAAAUGAAAUUGCUGAAAAAAACGAUAAAUGUAUAUAAUAAAUUGUGAUUAUAACUGUGUCCCUUGAUCAAUAAAUAGUGUUAGAUUUCUUUCUCUUACCUUGUCUACAAAUAUUUGCUAUUUUGUGAAAGUGGUGCCCACUGUUUUAUCCUUGUCUGUAUGACUAACAUGACUAACCUAACAUGUAAUUGUUUUUUUUUCUAUUUAGCCAAGUGAUGGAAAGUUUUAAAAAUAAAGGUGAGCAUCUAGGUGAUGUUUGUAAAAUGACAGAAAUAAGUGACUUCAUAAUACAAUAGCCUAAGGUAUGUACAAUUAUUGACAGGGGGGGUGUUAUGUGAAAAUACCUAAACAGAUUCUUUAUCUUUUUUAGAUAAUCAUCAUGAAAGUGCAUGUAAGAACCCCAUGCCUAAUGUUAAUCUUCAUGAAGGUAAGACCAAUAUUUUUGGACGAAACUUGUAGGACCAUGGAAUAGUUAAGAGUGAAUAAUCGUACCACCUAAAGUACUUAUAAAUUCAUCAAAAUAUUUAUUUUUGCCAAUCUUGAUCUUUUCUUAGGUGAUAAAAAUCAUGAAACAAAGGAAUGUAAGCAGAAGCUUGGUGUUCAUCUUGAUGAAGGUGAGAGCAAUAUUUUGGACUUUGCUUGCAGAUUCACUGCUAUACCAUAGUAAAUUCAUCAAAAUAUUCAAGUCAAUUGCCCAACUUGGCAAUUGUGUUUUGAAAAGUGACCUGUGAGCUAGAUUGAUGCUUAAUAUUUUAUUUAGUACUAAUAGUGCAAAAGUCCAAACUGAUAUUUUACUUUACACAUGCAGUAGGAAGGGCACUGUAGUGUAUCACACCAAGAUACAAAAUAAAAAGGAAAACAACAGUCUGCUUUGGUGUUAAAAGUGAAAGUAAACAUCAUUACAUGUGUGUUCCUUAUUAAAUUAUUACUGCGUUAGAUAUUGAUUAGAUAUUAUGGGUGGAUACUACAGACACAAGUAAUUUUUUUCUGUGCCUGUAUCUUUAAUGAGCAACAUUGCUAUCCCUAUAGUGCAACAGAGAUGCAUCCAGCGUGACCUGAUACCAAAGGGGGGUGUCCUCUGGCGUAGGUGUACAAGCCUAAAAAUUGUUGGCAGGGCAGAUGACAGUCUGCCAGACGAGGGCCAGAAGCCUCAGCUGGUCAUUUUUGCCCCAAAUGAGCCCCCCCCCCUUUAUACGCCUAUGAGCUCUGGUGCUGAGAUGCGUUGGUCAUGUGUGCCGCCCGCCCAUCAACAUACAUCAACUAUGAUUUUUUUGUGUUAUGUGGUCACUCAGGUGAAUAUGAUGUUUGUGAUGCUACUUUGAGUGUAUAUCCUCACCAGGCAAGCUUGAGUGUCCACUGCACCAGGCAGGCUUGAAGAAUAUGCCUGGCCAUGGUGGCCAGAAAAAAUCAUGAUUACUAGAUUACACUGAUAUCGAAGGAACUAGACUCUGUUCUGAAAUAUCAUAUAAUCAAACUGACCUGACUGCAUAGCUCAGUUGGAAGAGCAUUGGGCUAGUAUUCCAAAAUCCUAGGCUCGAUUCCCACCGUGGCCAGGCAUAUUUUUCAAGCUUGCCCGCAGUGUGGAUACACACUCAGGGGCCGGUUGUUCAAAAGACAAUUAAUCCUAGGUUAAUCUAAAAUUGAAAGCAAACUUCCCAACAGCUCGGUUAUAAACCUGGAAAUAUUUCUUCAGAAAUCCUGUCUGGACCAAUAAGAGUUUUCUUCUAUGAAGUGUCGAAACAAAUAGAUGUGUAGAAAUAUAUAAACUAAAACAGCAGGUUAAAAUUUAACCCAGGAUUAGCGCUAAUUGUGCUUUGAACAACCGGCCUCUGAGUAACAUUACAAACAUCAUACAUCAACUACUUGCUCGACUACUGUAUUUCAAUUGUAAUUACUGUUCACAGUUAGCUUAUAAUCAUCAUGUUAUUACUCAAAUUACUGUAUAUAAUUUUAUAAUAAAAAAUAGCAACCCCUCUGGACCCCAGUAAAUCCAUGCCUGGAUAGUUUGUCCAAAAAAAAAUAAAUUCUUAUUUAUCUUAGUCCACCCAAGUUACACUCAGAUUGUAUUUUUCUGUAAUACCUUAAUUGCAUUUUAUUUUAUUUCAGAUAGUCCAGUUGUGGCGUAAUUUACACAACCUCAGUCUGUUAAAAAGUAGCCAAUGUAAUAACCUGUAUUUUGAUAUGACCCUGCAAACCAGUCAAGGAUCCAGGGAUGGAAAUAAGGGAAACGAAUUUGACCGGUAAUUUUUACAAAUUUGACAAGGCAAAAUAUUUGACCGGUGUUUUUUUAAAAGCAUAAAAUCAUGGCAUCAUCAGUUGUGAUGGGGGGGAGGGAGCUACAUUAGAAAAUGCCUACUGCCUCCUGUAAAAAAUUCGAACGAUCGCACAAACAGCUCACGCUCAUCUUCAGACAUUCGCGCAAAGGAAUGCUUCAACGGAUUGUUCUCUGGUAUUCUAUUGACAACUUGCUUGCGAUAGUUUUCCCCCUUAUUGAUCGCUGCUCAUAAUCAAUCGCAGUGACAUGUGGUACACUGGUAUUAUGUUCUUUAACUGCACUUUUCUGUCAGUUAACACUCCCUUCUUUCACAAAUGUAUCAAAAUAGUUUCUUGUUGAAACAAUACUUUCUCGCCAUUUUGAACACGUUUUACAGAACGUGCGAUUGUCUUUAAUUUCAAGCCAUUUAAACUCACUAUUCCACCUUUGAAAAGUUCCUGGUUUUGGAAGUUUGUUCGCCAUUAUGUUGCGAAAAAAUUGCUAAUUCCCGCCAGUGAUUCCCGCCCUUUUCAGGACGCAAGCGCCUGCGCGCUCAAUAUCCAGCGGAAGAUACGUUUUAGUGCACCAUAUAUGAAGUAGUUCUGGGGCCGGUUGUAUCAAAGGCGUUUAAUUUGAUGAUGAUGAUUUUUGAUCCAUCUUUAGUUUAAAAAUGCAAUGGAUUUACAAAUAUGUCUAUUAAAAGAGAAGAGCAUAACUAAGCAUGCAAUAAUAUUUACAAACUAUCUAAAAUUUAUAUAUACAAUGCAUAAUUUAAACGGUGUUUAGCCGCUAUCCAGCGUAUAAAUUUCUUAUCCAGCGGAUUGUUAAACGGCCGAUAAAAUUGCGUUGUACGAAGCCUGUUUAGUACCGCGUUUAACUAUCCGUAGGAUAACCUUUAAUUUAACCGGAGAAAACCGGAUUUUCUUGAAAUUUCCUACCUCUGCGUCAGCUGUUGCUAGGCCUUUGUAAACUUUUGAAGCUUUAUCUAACUUGUGAAUUCCACUAAGCUUUUGCAAUAAAGUUUGUUGUUGUUUUUAUUUGGAGUUUGCUCAUCCAUUCAUUGCUGCAAAUCUAUAUCAAACUUUUCAUUUUCACAUUGUGCUGAGUUUCUCAUUCACUUAAAUUCACUUACAGAUAUUUCUUUAAAGAUUUUUGGCUUCUUUAUGCGAAGAGUCAAAGGCAAUAGCAAAAACUGUGAGUUGUAUUUGGCUUUUGUCAGUUGAUUCAGUUUUAUAUUGUUUGAAAUUUGUUCCUCGACCUUGCACUUUUGUUCAAAACAAUUUUAAGAACAUUUUGUCCCAAGUUUUGAUUGACUGAUCAAAGCGAUUAACGUGAGCAAACAAUUUUGUUUCGAUUUUUGACGUCUUGUUGUCUAUUUUGUAUACAUGUUGGCUUUUCAAAGUCAUUACAAUAGCUAAAAUUGGGAGUCUUACUGCUUGUUUUCAAACUAUAUAACAGAAGAAAAGACGGAGAAAAAGCCAGAGUAUAUAUACUUAACAUCUAAACAUGACACUGGUGUGCGUAAAUAUAGCAAAGCCACGGAAUUACAAGUGAGCAAGUGACCUCAGUGUACCUCAAGACCAAGCCAGUUAAAAGUGAGUUUUUCAUGUUUAUUGGAUUUAAAAAGAUAACUCCUCCACAUGAUUGUACAUUUUUAUAACUAUCCCAUGCUUUUUCAUCCGAAAUAAUCAUUGUUUUAUCUUCAAACUCCGAGUUUAUCCGCCGUAUAGCGAUUUAAAUGGUCUCAAGAGACCGUAUAAGUUUACACGGUGGAUAGGCAAAAUUUAACUGGUGGAUAGCCCUAAACGGGCUUGAUACAACGCGAUUUCUCGAGUGUUUAAAUUUUAUCCGGCGGAUAGCGAGUUAAACGGCGGUUAGCGAGUUAAACGCCUUUGAUACAACCGGCCCCUGAUUUGUAAUCACAAGAAAAUUCAAAAUGGCGCUUCGAAAAACACUAGGCGUAAAAAUGUGGUUCCGGUUCCCGACCGACCCUAUUUUUUUCUGCCGACCCUAUUGUUUUUUCAACGUGAUUGACUGUGCGACCCUAUUUUCUCCGGCUGGUUGCAGGCUGCUCAAACAGUGUGCCAAAAUGGCGUCUGUUGUCAUACUAAGUAUUGAACCAAAUUGCCUAAAUUCGUCCAUAGGAAAUACGCAUCUCUACUUAAUAUUGAUGUCGGGACUACUGCAAAUCGCCCAGCAAAAAACCGCCAAAAUCAUGAAAAAAAUAUUUUAAAAAAAAAUUUAUUUCCGACCUACCGACCCUAAUUUUUUCAUGAUAUGAAACCGGAACCACAGGUACUUUUUUUUUACGCCCUAUCGAAAUUAAGCAAGGGUUCAUGGAUUUUUCUUUCACCCUUGUUAAAAUUAAUCGAUUUGGUACGUACAUACUUCCGUUUAAUUCCCUGAGACUCGUAAUGACCAAACUUCUUUAUUUCUAUGCAAUUUUCCACACAGUAAACUAUACGAAACCUGUUUGCGAUUUACUUUACUAUUGACAUAUCUAUUUGGCUGGUGAUUUAUCUAAAUUUGUCCGGUAAUUACCGGUCACCGGCCGUUAUUUCCAUCCCUGAGGAUCAUACCGAACAGUAUGGUGAAAAACAUGCAAAAUACAAAUCAAAAUUUGAGUCAUCUUCACCAGUAAAGCUGUCAAAAGUUUGAACUCAAGAGAAAUUGUUUUACGAAUGAAGAGGAAAUAUUCAUCAAUAAAAGGUCGAAGUUGGAUAAACCGUGUGAAGAUGAAAUUGACUUUGAUAUACAGUUGCCGUCCAAGCCAAGUGAAUGCGAGAUGAGCUGCGGUGUAACAAAUAUUAAAGAUAUUCUAGACACCGUCAACUCCACCUUAGUUAAUGUCACUGGUAGGAUCACCUUUCAGAGUUUUGAAGAGACCAUUCUCAAGAAUGGAAAGACCCUGUGGAAGCAGGAAGCCAUUUUCACAGAUAGUACCGCAUCUGUUCGACUCGUGUUGUGGGAGCAGGAUAUUGAUAAAGUUGUUUCUGCUUCUUUUUACAAACUCUCCAGGACGGUCGUUAGAGAGUAUGAAGGUGAUAAAUAUUUAACCCUUAACAAGAAAUCUACAAUUGAAGAGACAACUGCGAGCACUGAAAGACAAGACGAAGUGGGUGUCUAG